AUGAAUGUCGCUGCUAAUCUACGAGAAAGCAUAAGGAAUAAGAACUGGAGUGAGACAGAUCUUAAGGCAGUGCCAGAUAGGCCUCGCCGAGAUGCAGUAGCCACCUUUAAGUCUCCUAGCGGGUCAUCUCAUGAUUGUCUAGGAGAACACCUGCAUCGUAUAGGUGAAACAAAUUUGCACGUGGCAGCCAGGCACGACAGAGCAGAUGAGGCCGAAAGUUUGUUGAGAAAUGUAGCAGAUGUGAAUGCUCCUGAUGGAACUGGCAGAGCCCCUAUCCAUACGGCAAUUGGCGCCGAUGCUCUAAAUGUAUUUAUGAUUUUGAUGAAGCAUAAAAACAUAGAUAUUAAUUCUAAAUCCAUUGACGGAUCUACUCCCUUAAUUCUAGCAUGUCGCUAUGAAUUAGAAGAUAUUGGUCCAAUUUUAGUAGAAGCUGGAUGCGAUAUUAACGCUUCUGAUUCAUAUGAAAUUACUAAAAUUUAUGAAAGUGUGGACACUGUCAUUAGUGAUUAUCCACAAGAUCAACUAAGCUACCCUGAGGAAUUUUUGAACACCAUCACUCCUACAGGAAUGCCUCCCCACAAAUUAAAGAUUAAGAAAGGUGCCAUAAUAAUGUUACUGAGAAAUUUAAUGCCAUCUAAAGAACUCUGCAAUGGCACUAGAUUAAUUGUUACAAACUUGCAGCGUAAUUUAAUUGAAGCUAAACUGAUUGAUGAUGAUGAAGCAGGAAAGACUGCACUGCAUUGGGCAGUUGCCGUGAAUAAUAUGUCUGCUAUUAACUUACUUCUGAGUCAUAAAGCCAACCCAAAUUUACAAGACGGGGAAGGAGAAACGCCCCUUUUCGCAGCUGCAAGAGAAGGAUGUUUAGAAGCAGCCAUUAGAUUGCUCGAAAGCGGCGCAGACAGAAGAAUCAAGAAUUAUCUUGAUAAACUACCAAUUGAUAUAGCGAGGGAAAGGUCUCAUAUAGAUCUUGUUGAGAUGUUUGAAGAAUUUCUAGAGCCUGAAAAUGUUUAA
Molecule: messenger RNA, 1011 nt
Organism: Parasteatoda tepidariorum (common house spider)
Lineage: Eukaryota; Metazoa; Arthropoda; Arachnida; Araneae; Theridiidae
Source: RefSeq, a predicted model, not a curated record